This is a messenger RNA of Coccidioides posadasii C735 delta SOWgp, 432 nucleotides long. The record is from RefSeq and is a predicted model, not a curated record. NCBI's taxonomy places the organism in Eukaryota, Fungi, Ascomycota, Eurotiomycetes, Onygenales, Onygenaceae.
AUGGUCUCUUCUUCCUCUCCCUCCUCCACGACAUCCAACAACCAACCCACCAUCCCACAAACACCCAGAAACACACACAGCGCCGCAGCAACGUAUGCUCCAGCCAGCCUCUCCCCACCCGCCUCCCAAUCUAAACUACCACCCAUAGCCGGAAUGAGCUCAACAGAAGAUGUUCUCGCGACCCCCAGCGCCGGCGCGAGCGGAGCUGCUUCCACCCAAGCUCCGGGGAUGUCAUCAUCAACAAUGUCCGCAGCCGCAGCAACGGGGCCAACGACGACGGCGACCACAACGUCCACAACAUCGACCGCUGCCGAGGAGGAGCUAAUCCGCAACGGCCCACCAGGAGCGUUAUGGAACACCCAGCAAGCGCAAGAGGACUAUCGACGGGAGUGGGAGAAUGUGCUCGAUAAAGAUUUCAAUCUAGGUUCGUGA